This is a messenger RNA of Cottoperca gobio, 2891 nucleotides long. It is a transcript of the gene ahcyl1, whose product is annotated as adenosylhomocysteinase-like 1. The record is from RefSeq and is a predicted model, not a curated record. The transcript is spliced from 17 exons. Gene Ontology annotation, biological process: L-methionine cycle. Gene Ontology annotation, cellular component: cytosol. Bases 468 to 2135 code for a protein of 555 amino acids. Lineage: Eukaryota; Metazoa; Chordata; Actinopteri; Perciformes; Bovichtidae.
GCUAUUGAAACAGAACAUCUAGGUUACACAUGCAUCGACUCACAAGUAGUAACGAGUACAUGUAAUGUAAUUAACACAAGAUAGCGCUACUCUUUAUAUGAGAAAUGAGCCUCAAAUGUUACUUCUCCAUUUCCCUCCGCCUACACACUGCCUUCUUGUUCAGGUGACAGCUUCAACAAACCGCCCCCUCCUCCCGGAGAUGUUGCUGUCUGUGGAUGACAGCAGACCUGGAGGACCGAAACAAGUGUCUGCGCCGCUCUUUUAGAAAGUAGAGAAGAUAGAGAACAGGUCAAUCUCUCUUUAAAGUAGGCUAAUUAUUGCUCUAGGUCUAGUGGAAGUGCUUCAGCGACGGUUCGUUCAUUUGAAACCACGAAGCUUAAGUAAGAGAGCAAGAAGACGACGGACUAAGCUAACGCUAACUCAAUUCCUUUCUCCGGUAACAGUCUCUACGUCUCCUGGAUGCAACAAUGACCGACUCGGUUGUGGACAGCAAGGCGGAGGUGAAACAAGCCACGAAAUAUGUCAAAGAGACCGAAAACGUUGCCGAAAAAUAUUCAGCAAUGACUGUCAGCAAGAACAGCAGUGAUGUGAAUAUGAACGUCGGGGAAAUGCCUUCCGCAGCGUUCACCGCAGUCCCCACUCUGAAAUCCGUCAAGAAGAUCCAGUUUGCAAACACUGAGGACAAACAAGAGUUCAGCAAGUUCCCCACCAAGGCAGGCCGCCGCUCCCUCUCUCGGUCCAUUUCGCAGUCCUCCACAGACAGCUACAGCUCAGCUGCGUCCUACACCGACAGCUCCGAUGAUGAAACCUCCCCCCGGGACAAAGCCCAGGUCAACACCCACGGCAGCAGUGACUUCUGUGUGAAGAACAUCAAGCAGGCCGAAUUCGGCCGCCGUGAAAUUGAAAUUGCAGAACAAGACAUGUCUGCCCUGAUCUCCUUGAGGAAGCGAGCCCAGGGGGAGAAGCCACUGGCUGGGGCGAAGAUAGUAGGCUGUACCCAUAUCACUGCUCAGACCGCAGUCCUGAUCGAGACUCUGGUAGCCCUCGGGGCUCAGUGUCGCUGGACUGCCUGCAACAUCUACUCCACUCAGAAUGAGGUGGCCGCUGCUCUCGCUGAAACAGGGGUACCUGUGUUUGCGUGGAAGGGUGAGUCAGAGGACGACUUCUGGUGGUGCAUCGAUCGCUGUGUCAAUACGGAGGGCUGGCAGGCUAAUAUGAUCUUGGAUGAUGGCGGAGACUUAACCCACUGGGUGUACAAGAAGUAUCCCAGCGUCUUCAAGAAGGUCCGGGGCAUCGUGGAGGAGAGUGUCACCGGAGUGCACAGAUUGUACCAGUUGUCUAAGGCCGGAAAGCUGUGUGUCCCUGCCAUGAAUGUGAACGACUCCGUCACCAAGCAGAAAUUUGACAACCUGUACUGCUGCCGUGAAUCUAUCCUGGAUGGCUUGAAGAGGACCACAGAUAUAAUGUUUGGAGGCAAACAAGUUGUUGUGUGUGGUUAUGGAGAGGUGGGGAAAGGCUGCUGCACUGCUCUAAAGGCCCUUGGAGCCAUUGUGUGCAUCACAGAGAUUGACCCCAUCUGUGCCCUGCAGGCAUGUAUGGACGGCUUCCGAGUGGUCAAGCUGAGUGAGGUCAUCCGGCAGAUGGACGUGGUGAUAACUUGCACUGGCAACAAGAAUGUGGUCACCAGGGAACAGCUUGACCGGAUGAAGAAUGGCUGCAUCGUCUGCAAUAUGGGACACUCCAAUACUGAGAUUGAUGUGGCGAGUCUGCGCAGCCCUGAGCUGACCUGGGAGAGGGUGCGCUCUCAAGUUGACCACAUCAUCUGGCCCGAUGGAAAGAGGGUCGUUCUGCUUGCAGAGGGCCGCCUCUUAAAUUUGAGCUGCUCCACAGUACCUACGUUUGUGUUGUCCAUCACUGCUACAACUCAGGCCCUCGCCCUGAUUGAGUUGUUCAACGCUCCAGAGGGCCGUUACAAACAGGACGUGUAUCUCCUGCCCAAGAAGAUGGAUGAGUAUGUGGCCAGUUUGCACCUACCAAACUUUGAUGCCCACCUGACAGAGCUCUCUGACGAGCAGGCCAAGUACAUGGGCCUCAACAAGAACGGCCCCUUCAAACCGAAUUAUUACAGGUAUUAAUGAGUGUCUGAUGCUGUGAUCCUCAACACACCGUUGUCCUGGGAUAAAGAUAGAUAUCUAUUUUAUUUUCUAAAUUGCUACAAAAUCGAGGAAUUAUUUUAAUUAUGCUGAAUGUAACUUAUUAAUAGCACUUCAGACAUAGUGUUAAAUAUGAAAAAUAAGACGUCUAGGAAGCAUACGAUGUAUAACCAACUACCAUUUUACAUGUCUUGUCACGUGUUUAAAAGAAAAGCCUGCUUGCAUGUUUUCAUGUGUAUGUACUUAUUUAGUUGUUAUCGCUUCUGUUAUUAGAUCACAAAGUUGUUGAUUUGUUCGCAUAGUGCCAAAUGAUGGCCGUAUGAAUGGAACAGAUACCAUGUAUGUUUUGUCUGUCGAUGACAUUAAGAUUUUAUUAGUACAUUCCACGAGCCAAGAUUUGGGCUGAGCCAAAACAAACUCUUUAUUACUAUGUACAUUAUUAUAGAAAUGUUUUGUUUUACAUGUGUUAAAUAAUCUCAUUGAAUGGUAUCUGCAUACAUGUCCUAAAAGGUAUAAUCCAGUCACCCUUUUUAUUACAAGUACAGUGAUGAAAUAUGGCACCUGUUGUUUAUUAUAAGACACUGUUAAAGGCUGAGUGCUUUUUGAAUUCCUGAGUCAUAGUGUUGGCAUUCAACCCCACAUAUUACAUUCAAACCAACGGGAUGUUUUAGGCACUAACAAAGAUGUUUUGUUAAAGAUAACAGGCUGUAUGCAUUCCUAUAAAGGAAGUAGUGAAAA